AUGACCGACUGGGCAAAGCUGAAGGUCGUUGACCUCAAAGCCGAGCUCAAGAACCGCGAUCUUCCACAACAUGGCCUCAAGGCAGAGCUCGUCGCGCGACUAGAAGAAGCCGAUAACGACAAAGGGGAAAAAGAGGCCCUGGAAGAACUCGAGGAUGCGCCUGCGACCAAUGAAUCCGGAGGCGACGAGCCAGCGGCUGAAGAAUCAGAUGUCGCGAAGCAAGAGCCCCAGGACGCGAUUGAUGAACCUAAGCUUGUAGAUGAGAAGCCGGAUAGCGAAAUGGUUGAAACGGAGAAUAAAGAGACGGAUGAAAGUUCAGCGCCAGUUGUCAAUGAGGAACCGAGUAAAGGGGUCGACAGCGGAGACGAAGAGAAGGAGAUUGUGAAGAAUGGCACAUCAAAAGAGAAAUCUCAGGAUGCAGAUAUGGUAGUCGAUGUUCCGAGCGCUGGCAACGAAGCUGACCCUCAGUCGAGGGAACCAGCAGUGGAGGAGAAUACCAGAGCGGCAACAGUGACCAGCACUGUCGACUCUACGCCCUCCCAUUCCCUCGAACCAACACCUGUUGCCGAGCAGCAAAAGCGGAAACGUCGCUCUCUCACGCCGCCACCCACCGAAGAAUCUAUUGCACGAAAGCGCGCCCGCACAGAAGAAAUUGCGGACGGCACCAAUCCCGAUUCGCGCCAGGGGGAUCCGCUGCCUGACACUGCCAACGAGCCCGCGCCGAUGAAUGUCGACAGUGAACCACAAACAGAGAAACUCCAAAAUAAAACUCUACAAGAUCCUCCACCAGAGUCUAGAGAGCCUGCGGGAGAGAACCAGCAGGAUAUGGAUUACGAGCGCGACGUCGCGCCUGCACUACACCCUGCCACUUCUGCCCUUUACAUUAAGAAUUUCAUGCGCCCUCUUCGACCUCAGGAUGUGAAAUCGUAUCUUGUUGAGCUAGCGACGCACCCUCAAGAUCCUCUUGACGCCGAUGUUGUGGUGGAAUUCUUUCUCGAUCAAAUUCGCACCCACGGUUUCGCUAUUUUCAAAACUACCGCUGCAGCCUCGCGCGUUCGCACAGCACUUCACGAUAGUGUUUGGCCCAACGAGAGUAACCGCAAGCCGCUAUGGGUUGACUUUGUUCCUCCUGACAAGGUUCGCGACUGGAUUGAUACUGAACAAUCCAGCGGUGGCCCACGCUCUGGUGUACGAUGGGAAGUCAUCUAUGAAGAUGGACCCGAUGGGGUAAUUGAAGUCCAUCUUGAAGAAGCAACAGGCGCAGGACCUCCGCCAGGCCCAAGGCCACAAGCAGGCACCACAAUGGCAAUGGACUCUGUCCCCGUUGGCCCCAGGGCACUACGCGAUCCUGCCAUUCCCACAGGACCUCGUCCCGUCCGCCCUGGUACUGGUCCUGGUCCUCGGCCUCCUCCUAUUAAUCCUGGCGGCGCAUCCAAGAGAACCAAUGCUCGACCAGUUAUAUAUUAUCAACCCGUGUCUGAAGACCUCGCUCGCCGUCGUAUCGACAACAUGCGCUCCUACUACACAAGCAAGCGAGAUGGUGAUGAUUUUGGGCGUGAGAUCAACCGUUACUCGUUCGAGAACGGCACUUCGUUCGUUGAUAGAGGAAAGGAAGUGUUUGAGGGUAUACGUCCUCCCCAUCGUGAGCGAGGAGGCGCGGGUCGUGAACGCCGCGACCGUCGCGGGGGUAGACGUCGACGUGGUGGCGGCGGUGGCGGUCGGCCACGCAGUGAUCGCUACAUGCCACCUCCACGAGACGAUCGCCGGCCCCGUCGUGGUUCCUUGUCUGAUGAUGGGGAUACUCGGAUGAGGGAUUGA
This is a messenger RNA of Fusarium poae, 1818 nucleotides long. RefSeq lists its product as uncharacterized. The transcript has a single exon. Gene Ontology annotation, molecular function: nucleic acid binding. Bases 1 to 1818 code for a protein of 605 amino acids. The record is from RefSeq and is a predicted model, not a curated record. NCBI's taxonomy places the organism in Eukaryota, Fungi, Ascomycota, Sordariomycetes, Hypocreales, Nectriaceae.